Molecule: messenger RNA, 2303 nt
Organism: Mytilus trossulus (common blue mussel)
Lineage: Eukaryota; Metazoa; Mollusca; Bivalvia; Mytilida; Mytilidae
Product: glutamate receptor 1-like
Exons: 14
Coding region: 158-2059 (633 amino acids)
Biological process (GO): monoatomic ion transport; modulation of chemical synaptic transmission; synaptic transmission, glutamatergic
Cellular component (GO): postsynaptic density membrane; plasma membrane
Molecular function (GO): glutamate receptor activity; transmitter-gated monoatomic ion channel activity involved in regulation of postsynaptic membrane potential
Source: RefSeq, a predicted model, not a curated record
CCAGGAAGUGGAACUAAACAGUUUUGAACAUGGUGGAGCACGCAUAACAGGUUUCCAAUUAGUAGACAAAAAUGGAUCUAAAUCAAAAGUUUUAAUACCUUGGGAGAAAAGGACGAAAUCGGAGAUAAAGAAGGGCAUCAAGGCACCACCUUUCGAAAUGAAAGAUAUAUUUCUGUUGGACAGCUUUUGCUUUCUACAACAAGGCUUUGAGAAAAUAAAUCGAGAAAGUCCCGAUUUAGUACGGACGAGAACUGGUAUACAUUAUAAUACAAAUUCUUCAAAAGAAAUAGUGUGUCAUAAACAUAAAUUUCUUGAAAGAGGACCAAAAAUUUUAGAGUUUCUGAAGAAUACAUCGGCACCGUGUCUUUCGGGAAAUGUACAAUUUGAUAAAAAUGGAUACCGAACAAAAUACAACUUUGAUGUCCAUUCUCUGUAUAAAAAGAAAUUGAAAAAGAUUGGAAAUUGGUCGUCUGAAACUGGAUACAACAAAGAUGUAAUUGAUGCUCUGAAAAAGAAACCAAAAGAACAUAAAGGCCCAUACGUAGUUACAUUAGUUGUGGAGGCUCCGUUUGUUAUAAAUAAGACAGAUAAAAAUGGGAAGGAAGUGUUUGAAGGGUUCUGUAUUGACAUGUUCAAUAAACUUGCCAAUAGUUCACAGCUUCAACUAGAUUAUGUAAUACGAAAGCGGAAUGAUACCAAAUAUGGAGCCUGGAAUAAGAAAACCAAAUCCUGGGAUGGUAUGAUAUCUGAACUUAUAGAAGGAGAGGCGGAUAUCGCUCUUGGUAGCAUAUCAAUCACUGAAGAAAGGGAGAACGUGGUUGAUUUUACAAAGCCAUUUAUGAAUACCGGAAUAAGUAUCAUGAUCAAAAGGCCAGAUAAACAAAAACCAAACAUACUAUCAUUCAAAGAGCCUUUUUCUAACAGUAUGUGGAUAUGUAUUAUGUGUGGAUUUGCUGGUGUUAGUCUUGUGUUGGUGUUGAUUGGACGCUUUAGUCCUUAUGAAUGGCAAAAUAAUUCAAAUACUGGCCCAUCAGAAGAUUUUAGUGUACUGAACUCUUUAUGGUCAUCAUUUGGCGCGUUACUUCAGCAAGGUUCAGAUUUUCUUCCAAGUUCAAUAUCUGGUCGCAUAGCUGAGUGUGCCUGGUGGUUUUUCACAUUAAUCAUAGUAUCAUCAUAUACAGCAAACUUAGCAGCUUUUCUAACAGUGGAAAAACUUAAUAUACCAAUUAACUCUGCAGAUGACUUAGCAAAACAGUCCAAAAUAAAGUAUGGUAUCUCGAAGGGUGGAUCUACAGAAAAGUUUUUCAGUACUUCCAAUGUCUCAGUUUAUAAACAGAUGUGGGAAUUUAUGGAGGCAACAUCACAAACUGCCUUUGUAAACGGCAACCUAGAUGGUUGGAACAAAGUGUUAGAAGGAAAAGGGGAAUAUGCAUUUUUGCUCGAAUCAACUAGCAACGAUUAUCGAAAUCAGCAAAAACCAUGUAAAACGAUGAAAGUUGGUCAUAAUCUCAAUCAAUAUGGCAUAGGCAUUGCAACCAAACAAGGAAGUGAAUUAAGCCGAAAGUUAAAUUUAGCUUUACUGGAAAUAAUAGAAAAAGGUGAACUGAUUAAUUUAAAACAGAGAUGGUGGUACGAUAAAGGACAGUGUGGUCAAUCAACAGCAUCAGUAGGAAAGAAAUCUUUAUCGCUUAGCAAUGUUGCUGGAACAUUUCACAUAGUGAUUGGAGGUCUGGUGAUAGCAAUGAUUUUCUCAGCAUUAGAAUUUCUCUUUCACCAUAAGAAGAAUCAACGAAAACAGAGCAAGGUUAUUAAAACAAAUUUAAUAACAGACUUGACGGAUAUUGGACAUGUCAACAUGGAACGGAAAAACGAUGAAACGAAACCAUUAAAAUCACCUAACAUAAAUGGUGCAAAUGACAAUAAAGGACAUCCAUGCCUUUGUCGGGGUAUGCUAACUGUAUUUAAAGAACAGAAUAAUUCGUAUCAAACAACAACAACAUCACCUGCAAACCUUAUUAUGUUCGACUCGAUCACAGAAAAUGGAUCCACAAUGCUUUGACCAGAAACAUUCGAGCAUAUGAAAGAAAUAUAAAGGGUCAUCCAUUUGAAGACUGAAUCUGUUAAUCAACUUUAAACUUUGAUUGGUUAUUGAUAAUCAGAUGUAACGGGUGAUUUGUAUGUAACACUGUAUAAACAAUUCAUAUUUGGUCUUCACAACAACUAUGCUUAUCUAUGUGCACGAAGAUUCAGUUCAUCAAAAUAUUUGAAAGUUAUAAUUUAUUGCUGACGUAGCACAGCUUAAC